Messenger RNA from Paramecium tetraurelia, 1653 nucleotides. RefSeq lists its product as uncharacterized. The transcript has 2 exons. The record is from RefSeq and is a predicted model, not a curated record. NCBI's taxonomy places the organism in Eukaryota, Ciliophora, Oligohymenophorea, Peniculida, Parameciidae.
AUGUUCUCACUUAAUUAAAUUAGAACUCCGAGGUUUUUAUAUUGCUUGAGAAACUAUAGAGUGAAGAAUUAAAUUUUAGUGAUUUAACUUUUAAUAUUUACUGUGAUUAUUGCCUUUUUGACCAUAGCCUUGGUGAUUAAUAGAGUAAUAAUUGAAUCUGUAAUUGAGAAGGUUUCAUUUUAAUUGUUAUAAAACAUUAAUCAAAAGGCUCUAUUUAAAUAAUCAGCUUAUUUGGAAUACUAAACCUUUUUAACAUUUAAUUUUGGCUUCAGUCUGCUUAAUAAAAUUAAUAAUCAAAAUUUGUAUUUGCUUAAGUAAUAACAUAUCCUUCUGAGCAACACGCCAUUUAGUUGUGUUGAUUACAAUGUGAGAUAGAAUCAGCCAUUCGAAUAUUAUCUGCCGGAGUUUUGUUAUUAUUAUGCAAAUCAGGUAGAUUUUGCCUUAAUUCCGAAAACAGAAAUUGAUUAGCAUUUGAUAAUUUUGAUUUAAAUGUUAAACCAACAAUUUUUGUUAAUCAGUUAUCGUGAAUUGGAACCUACAAUCUAUUUGACUUAAUAAGGAGAAGGGUAAUUUUUUGCCAUUAUUCCUUAAAAAAUGAGAUACCCUAAAUAUCGACCAAAGGAACGACAAUGGUACAAGGAUCACAUUGCUAAUCUGAACAGUAGUAAUCAACCAGAAGUGGUUUCGGAGAUAUACAGGAAUUACGAGACCCAAGAGUUCGAAUUUACUCUCACAGUGUCAUUGACGGAUGCAUAAUUACAAUUUGAUGGAGUCAUAGCAUUGGAUAGCAAUUUUCAAGUGAUCAAACCCAAGAUCAAUUAUGAUUAACUUAAUAUCUAUCUAGUCGAUCUGGCUGGUAGGAUAUUGAUAUCGAAUGUGUAUCCCUCAGUGAAUUUUGUCUAGGAGAUGAAGUUCUUUAAUGACACUUCCAUCACAGGAUUUGACAACUAAGACUGGAUUGAAGUUCUCAAAUAGAUUUUGUAUCAGAAUGGAGAAUCUAAUUGCCAAUUUGCAUACAAAAACUUUUGUAGACACAAUAAAUUGUUUGGAUAAGAUCUGUUCAUUCGAGGGUUUGGGAUUCACAACAGAUUCUAUCAAAUAGUGUAAGCAUAUUUCAAUGUAUAUUUAAGAUUUGUAGAUUACAAGUUCAUGUAGGAGAAUGACAAUGACACUCAAGAAUUGAAAUCGGAGUUGUUAAGUCAAGCAACUGCCCAAUUGAUUUAUUAUGUUAUCUACAACAUUUCAGGAAUCCUGCUCUGUUGGAUAGUGAUGCAUUUCUUCUUGAAACCUUACUAUGAAUUGACUAGAUUAUUUUAGUAGACAACCCAAACUAAAUUUAAUCAGAAAUACGAAAUCGCCUUGAAGAAAGUCAAAAUCUUCAAGUAGAACAAUCUCAUUCAGACUGGACUCGAUAAUCUCUGUAACAAGCUAUCGGAAAUCAGAUCAAGAAAAUCAAGAGAGUGUCAUUACAUGGAGAAUUACAAGUAUCCCAAGAAUUUAGCAAAACAUGCUUACAAAUUCAGAUUUUAUAUCAAACUAUUUCCCAAGAAAUCACAAAUCCAACAAUUAACACGGUCAAUCAAAUUAAUUUAUGAUGAGAUCUUAAAGAUUUUGGCAGGAAACACCGAUGAAUUCUACUCCAAGUUGAUAUGA